Messenger RNA from Prunus dulcis (almond), 1669 nucleotides. Its product is annotated as transmembrane protein 161B. The record is from RefSeq and is a predicted model, not a curated record. Lineage: Eukaryota; Viridiplantae; Streptophyta; Magnoliopsida; Rosales; Rosaceae. The coding region runs from base 138 to 1502 and encodes 454 amino acids. The transcript has a single exon.
CUUAAGAUCUCAAACCCCACAACCCACAUUGUGUCUUUCUAAUUUCUAAGCGUUGUCUGUCCCCAAAAACUCCACACUCUCUGGUCUUUGAAAUACCCAAAAAAGAAUUGAAGAAGCUAAGAGAAGAGAAGAGAACCAUGCUCCAAUUCUUCAUCACCUACAAGAAUCUUAUACUUCAACUCUCACUCUCUCUCACACUCACACUCCUCCUUACCUUCCUCAAAAUCCCCAUCUUCUUCCUCCGUGGCCUACACACCUACAUCCACCCUGACAACGUCCAAAGUGGAGUCCGAGCCGCCAUUCGGAGGCCCGAUGCCUCCGAUUCGGCUUCUGGGUUACCUUCAAAAUCCAAUUCCGAGCUCAGGAAGAGGUCCAAGUCAAAGGACAAGCCCGAGUUCGAUGAAAACAAUGCUCAGAUCUUUCGCCUAAAGCUAGACGAGGCCCAUCUUCAAACCAGGCUCUAUUUCAAUGAGUAUUGCAAUGCUUUCACCUUCUCAUUUGUAGCUCUAUCUUGUCUUUUGCUUCAGUUAUUGUACUUGAAAACCGAAUCAAACAAUUCUGGGUUUUUGGUUAAUGGGAUUUUUGUUCCGGUUCUGUUAGGCUUUGCGGGUGUUUCUAAGUUGUUAAUGUUGCUUGGCAAAGUUUCGUAUGAGAAAUCUGCGUCGCGGCGGUCAGAGAAGCAACUGAGUGUGCUUUGCGGCGUUGUGGGGUUGGUUUUAGGAUAUAUGGUUUGCUUCACAUUUAGUCCUUCGGUUUUAGAUUUCAAUUUUGACUCAAUUGAUGGGUCGGGGAGGAUCUUUGUUGCUGUUUUAAUGGGAUGCUUUUCCGGUUUCUUAUUUAUGCCUGCGGUGAAGAGUGCGAGGUGCUUUUGGCUUGGAACUGAUCAGAUUAGGUCUGAUUUGGUAAUGCUAUCAUGUGAUUGGUUUGGUAGAGUGGUUCUGUAUGCAAAUUAUAUGAUGAUUGUAUUCACAGUUCUUUUGUGGAUUAAUCCCUUAGCUGGAAUGCUCGUGAACAAGAACAUAAAUGGAAAAGUUGCAGAUGCUGAGAUGUUGAUUGGCAAUGUCGGAUUUUCGCCUUCAGAUUUUGCUAAAUUUAGGCUUUGCUGCUUACUGCUUUCGAGUUUUCUGCAAAUUGUUGCUCUGCGCCCCAACAUACAAAUGUAUUUGAAUGAGGCACUGUUAUCUUGGUACCAAAGAUUGCAUGCUAGCAGGGUUCCAGACUUGGAUUUCAGUAGGGCUAAGGUGUUUUUGCACAAUCACUACUUAUGCCUUGUAGUUGUGCAGUUUCUUGCACCACCAAUUGUGUUACUCCUUUUUCUUGGACUAUCUCAGAUUGAUGGUAUCUCUUCGGAAAAUUACAAAUACAUUUGUAGUCUAGCGCCUUGCUCUGCCUUUGUGAAAGAAGUGGCUCUCUUUAUGGCUUGGUGGGUUAUGUUUGUUUGGGCGAUUUAUAGUUCAGCAACCAUUCUUCUAUAUCGUCGCUGCGUUUUGUAUAUGUCUUGAUGACUUUGAUUUGUUGUCUCAACCUUCGAGAUUGAUCCUUGAGUUGGAUUUUCGACGAAUUUUGAGUGAGAGUGUUGUUGUGCGUGUAACGGAAUUUUCAUUACUUAACCUGUGCAAUUCUACAUCCCGGGGAAGGGGGAAGAGAGAAUCGAAAACAUUAACGGGUA